Molecule: messenger RNA, 971 nt
Organism: Amborella trichopoda
Lineage: Eukaryota; Viridiplantae; Streptophyta; Magnoliopsida; Amborellales; Amborellaceae
Product: RmlC-like cupins superfamily protein
Molecular function (GO): manganese ion binding
Source: RefSeq, a predicted model, not a curated record
GAACGAGCCCCGCUCCGCACAGGGCCUCCCGUAGCUCUCCAAAAUGACUAAACAACUCUUCCUCCUCCUUUUCCUCUUCCACUUCCUCAUCCUGAACCGAGCCGCCUCGGCCGAUCCGGACCCCCUCUUCGACUUCUGUGUUGCUGCCCCGAAAUCCACACACUACCCCGGCCACUCCCCGAACUUCCCAAACCACCCCUGCAAAGACCCAUCUAAUGCUACCGUUGAGGACUUCAUCUACACCCUCCAAUCCCUUUCCCCCGAGAACAUCUCAGCUGCUGGAUUCUCUGCCCUCGCCGUGGGCCCCAGCCUCUUCCCCGGCCUCAACACCUUAGGCAUGUCCUUUGUGCGAGCCGAAUUCGCCAGGGGUGCCGUCAAUGUACCGCAUUUUCACCCCCGUGCUACAGAACUGGCUUAUGUUCUUGAGGGUGAGAUUUAUUCCGGUUUUGUCGACUCGAACAACCGGAUCUUUGCGAGGAUUUUGAAAAAUGGUGAGGUCAUGGUUUUUCCAAAGGGCUUGGUUCACUUCCAAAUGAAUGUGGGCAAGGGCAAUGCUGUAAUUUUUGGGUGUUUUAAUAGUCAAAAUCCAGGGUUGGAGAAGUUGCCUUUUACUAUUUUUGGGUCUGGGAUUGAUGGGGAGCUAUUGGAGAAGGCGUUUGGGAUGAGCAAGGGUGAGGUUCAGAAGAUGAGUGGGAGGUUUGGGCCAAAGGAAAUUAGGUGAAUGUAAGGGUAUUUUGGGUGUUUUAUUUGGAGUGAAGGGUUUUGGAUUUUUUAGAGAGAGGAGGGUAGUUUGAGUCUUUUGCUAUGAGUUAUCCUCUGGAUUUUACCCUUUCUUUAUGUAUUCAAGAAAAUGUGGGCACAUUACUCAAAUCCCUCUUGCGUGCUGCGUGUGAUGAAGAGCCGAAAAUUUGCAGAAUUUCUGGCAUUUUGAACAAUCAAUUUUGGUAAAAUAAGAAUUAUAUAUUUGCUUC